UGUUAAGCUGCUGCCGGCUGCUGUCUUCACUUGCUGCGGCCUGUGUGAUCCGGGUGCUGUCCGCUGGAGAGUGGCCCUAAGCCUGACUGUGGGAUAUGGGGGGCAGCGUGAGCACCAGGAGAGUCUCCUUCGAGGCUGACGAGAACGACAACAUCACGGUGGUGAAGGGGAUCCGGCUAUCUGAUAAAGUCAUCAACCGUAUGAGAGAACCAGUUUCUACGGUUUCCAGUCUGCAGCCUCCACCACCUCAACAACCAAUACUUUCCACUGAGCAGCCUAGUACUACCGCUUAUGCAGUUAAUGAAGAUGAACUUAGAAGAAAAAUUGCAGAAGAACUGGCUCUAGAGCAAGCAAGGAGGAAGUCGGAGAAUCAAAAAAGAUUAGAACAUGGUGCACUAUUGAUGCAGGAGGAAAUAGGAAAGACUCUAGAGCGAGAACGAACUGCUUCCACUGAGCAACUUACUAGAGCUGUUCUGCGUGAGAAAGCGUCCACUGAGGAAGAACGAUUAAAAUCCAGAACCUUUGCAAAGAAGCUGGAGGAAAAGGAGCGUGAACUUAAGAGACAGGAUGAUUAUUACAAGGAGCAGCUGGCCAGGCUAGAAGAGAGAAGUGCUCAGUUUUAUAAAGUGACCACUGAAGAGUACCAGACAGCUGCAAACAGUGUGGAGGCAAGAUUCAAGAGAUAUGAGUCACAUCCAGUUUGUGCUGACCUUCAGUCUCAAAUUCUACAGUGCUAUCAGCAGAACCCAAAACAGACUUUGAGCUGUUCUGUAUUGGCCAGCCAGUACCUGCAGUGUGUCAACAGUGCCAAACAGAGCAUGCUUGGAAGAGGUGGGUAGGACUUGAGCGCCUUCCCAGCCACUAAGACUGCAAUUAAUGUCAGAGGAGCAUCAGACCUAAUUUUAAUUUGAGGCUAUACCCAGAUGAUCACAGAAGAUAGCAUCAACAAAAAGAAGACUCUUGUACACAACUAAUACAGUAGCAGUAACCUGUUCUGUCUGCUUAAGGGGCACUACACGGUGUGGUUUUACACUCUAAUAAUAGUAUUUACUGUAAAGUUACUGGCUGUUGGACUGUUAUCCUUCACACCCAACCUUACCACUGCAUAAAAAGGGUUUGUUUGUUUUUAUAUUACAGAUUGAUUUACCUCUAAAUUACAAUUAUGUUCUUGAUAUCUUUAUUUAAUUGCAGCUAUAUUCUUGUAUCCUGUUGUACUGGACAGUUACAAAUUGUAUUUGUGUACUGACCUCUAUUUUACGCCUGGAUUCCUAAUAAAAGUUUAUUUUCUGAAUGACAAAA
Pseudophryne corroboree (corroboree frog) is the source of this 1299-nucleotide messenger RNA. It is a transcript of the gene CHCHD3, whose product is annotated as coiled-coil-helix-coiled-coil-helix domain containing 3. The record is from RefSeq and is a predicted model, not a curated record. The coding region runs from base 96 to 839 and encodes 247 amino acids. Gene Ontology annotation, cellular component: MICOS complex; mitochondrion. Gene Ontology annotation, biological process: inner mitochondrial membrane organization. NCBI's taxonomy places the organism in Eukaryota, Metazoa, Chordata, Amphibia, Anura, Myobatrachidae. The transcript has 8 exons.